UCAGACUAACUCCAAGAUGCUCCCAAAAUUCUCCCCGAAGAAUUUCAAACUCUUCUCCCCAAAUCCCCCGAACUUUCCCAAAUUCCUCCCAAACCGAAAGUACACAUCGGCCCUCUACAUCCCCGGUAGGAAGGCCUCGGAGACUUUCUCAUACCUGACCCCCUACCUCGACUACACCAAAACAUUCAGCCAAGUCGAUAAGCUCCAGCGAAACUUGCGCCUCCGAGGGAUCAACGUCAACGCCGAAGAAAUCAAAUCCACUUGGGAUUUCUACCAGACGAUCGAAGCCGACAGAAAGACAGUAGAGGACAGACGAUCCUCAGUAGCCCACAGGAUAAAAAAAUUAUCAAAACUCAAACUUCCAGGGUCAGAUGAGGAGAGAGAACUGAAUGGCCUGAUGACACAGGGCAAAGUGCUCAGACAGGAACUGCGAUUAAUCAAGGAAAUCCUCUGGGAUUUGGAGGAAACUGUUAUUCCUCGAGUGCUGCAACUGCCCAACGAGCUUCAUGAGAAGACCCCCGAGUCCUCAGAGCUGGUGUUAAAAACAGUGGGUUCAAAGAACAUUCAAAAACCAGUUGAUGGUGCACCACAGAAUCACGUGGAAAUCGGAAAAUCCCUGGGAUUACUGGAAUACCUCAACCCCUUCCAUUUCUACCUGUGCGAUGAAGCGGCUCUCUUCGAAGUGGCUGUGCAAACUUAUGCGAGUAAAAUAUUGAAUAGUGAGGGAAUUCUGAGAGUUGCUGGAACAGAUUUUGCCAGGAGCUUAUUAGUAGAGGCUGCGGGAAUGGACCAUGAGGACCCAUUCUCGACGUUUAUUCUGAAAAACGAAGGGAUCGAUGAAAAGUCAGUUAACAGGCUUCACCUGAUUGGUGGAGCGAGUUUGAUAUCAUUUCUGGCGAUGCACACCAAGCAAUUAGUGAACCCAAAGCACUUUCCACUGAGGUAUUUUGCCACUGGCCGCAGCUACACGCCCGCAGUGGAAAAGCCAAUGGAUCUGGGGCUCUUUGGUGUCUGCCAGACCUCCGCCGUUCACUGUAUGACAAUGGUGCGAGAGGCUGACAGUCAGGAGUAUGAAGAGGAGUUUCAGAAGCUUGUUGACGCUAUUUCCAAGAUUUAUGACGGCCUUGGAGUUCAUUACAGAGUAGUUCUGCGAUCUGCUGGAAAGUUGGAGAUUGCUGAGUGUUCAAGAGUGGCAUUUGAACUUUGGUCCAAUUACUACGCUGAUUACGUGGAAGUUGGGCAUGUUUCUAUGUACGGGGAUUAUUUGUCAAAGCGAUUGCUGAUUGCCUAUCAAACCCCGACAGGCAGAGGCCAUCCUGCUAUCAUUUCAGGGACGAUUAUGAAUGUCAAUAAGGUAUUGGCUUGUCUGUUGGAGGAGAAUGCUGAGAGGUUCGAGGUGCCUGAGGGGGUCAGGGAGUUUAUGCCUGUUGGAAGUGUUUAAUAUUCAGUUUUUGUUGGAUUGAUUGUAAAUAUGACUGGUCAUUAAAAAUAUUCCC
Molecule: messenger RNA, 1496 nt
Organism: Diachasma alloeum
Lineage: Eukaryota; Metazoa; Arthropoda; Insecta; Hymenoptera; Braconidae
Gene: Slimp
Product: serine--tRNA synthetase-like protein Slimp
Exons: 1
Coding region: 17-1441 (474 amino acids)
Biological process (GO): seryl-tRNA aminoacylation
Cellular component (GO): mitochondrion
Molecular function (GO): ATP binding; tRNA binding; serine-tRNA ligase activity
Source: RefSeq, a predicted model, not a curated record